ACGGGCAGAGGCUGGGCUCCUGCCUCCAUCUCCUGCUCUGCCCAGGUACCCCGUGGCCUGAAGCCCAGUCCCGGGAUGUGGGAGCCCCAGGGAAGGGGUCAAGUCCCCAGCAAAGUCCUUGAGCCACCAUGACCCACCGCUGCAGGAGAUCCUCCAGCCUCUGGAAGAUCGUGGUGUGGGAUGAAGCUUUCUUCCAGGGCAAGAAGCACGAGUUCACCACCGACUGCUACAGCACCCCGGAGCACGGCUUCAGCACCGUCCGCUCCUGCAAGAUCGAGAGCGGGGCGUGGGCAGGCUUCGAGCACUGUGGCUUCCAGGGGCAGCAGUUUGUGCUGGAGCGUGGCGAGUACCCGUGCUGGGAGGCGUGGAGCGGCAGCAACGCCUACCACGUGGAGAGGAUGUGCUCCUUCCGCCCCAUCGCCUGCGCCGACCACGGGCGCAGCAGGUUGAUGCUCUUCGAGCAGGAGAACUUCCAGGGCAAACGGGUGGAACUGAGCGACGACUGCCCCUCACUGCCUGCCCUGGGCUGGGGCAGCAACGCUGUGGGCUCCUUCCUGGUCCACUCUGGCGCGUGGGUCUGCUCCCAGUACCCGGGGUACCGGGGCUUCCAGUACCUCCUGGAGAGCGACAGCCACGCGGGCGAGUACAAGCACGUGCGGGAGUGGGGCUCCCAUGCCCAGACGGGCCAGGUCCAGUCCAUCCGCAGGGUCCAGCAGUGACCACCAGCACCGGAGCCACCCUGCCACCAGCUGUGUGCCCUGGCAACCAUCUCUCCUGUGGGACAAAGCUCAAUAAAUGCUCAGUUGUCCAAGGUGGCACGCUGGCAGUUGGGGAGGGGGUGCCCCGGGGGUGCGUGGCCGGGAGCGAUGCCACGCUUGAGGGUAAAGAUGGGGCUCUGCAGGAGCAAGGAUGGUGUGGAGGGGAAUGCCCACCCUUUUCUGCCCCUGCAGCCAGCGCAGGCGUCCACAUGUCCCUGUCACAGGCAGGUGAAGCCCCUGCCCUGCUCAUAUAUGGAGCUGUAAAGUAGUGCGAUGCCCUGCCCUUGCCCCCCUGCCAGCCCCCUGAGGAGCUGUGGGGCCAGGGCACAGCAGUCAGACCCAGUGCCCAGAGAUGGGCACUGCACAUCCCAUGUCUGUCCUGUCCUGUUGGCUCAGGGUCUCUGCAGGACCCCCGCAUCCCCACAGGAUGCCACAUACCCUCAGACCCCCUCUGUUCUGCUGGUACCUGCUGGGGGCUGAGCUGCAGCUCCAGCAAGGCUGAGGAGG
Molecule: messenger RNA, 1265 nt
Organism: Calidris pugnax (ruff)
Lineage: Eukaryota; Metazoa; Chordata; Aves; Charadriiformes; Scolopacidae
Gene: CRYBA4
Product: crystallin beta A4
Exons: 6
Coding region: 129-719 (196 amino acids)
Biological process (GO): visual perception; lens development in camera-type eye
Molecular function (GO): structural constituent of eye lens
Source: RefSeq, a predicted model, not a curated record